AUAAGAAUCAUUUCUUGAUUGACUACCGUUACAAAAUGAGAAUUCUGUGUUUUUUGCUCACCGCGUGUUUCUGCUUAUCUAGCGUUACAGCAAUUUUAGAAAGAAUUGUAGGCGGAACUGCUACGGCUAUAGAGAAUAUUCCGUUUCAGCUUUCAUUAGUGAUUAAUAAGGAAGUCGUAUGUGGAGCAGUUCUUAUUGCAACUAAUAAAGCCAUAACAGCAGCACAAUGUGUCCACGGAUUGCCAUCCACCGCAGUUGUUACAGUAAAGGGUGGUACUUCAUAUCGCACAAGUUUAGGCACUUCGCGCAACGUCAAUGAAAUUAAAAUACAUAAUAAUUUCAAUCAAUACACAUAUGAUUAUGACAUAGCCAUUUUGACAUUAUCUCAAAAAUUCGAAUUGUCCAAACAAAUAGCUCUGGCCAAAUUGCCAAUUGUGAACGAAAUUGUUGCUCCUGGGAAAAUUGCUAACGUAUCAGGCUGGGGUAUCACUACGAUUGGCGGAACUGAAUACGCUGGUUUGUUACAAACUGUUCAGGUUCCAAUUGUUGCAACAAAAGUUUGUGCAUCUGCUCAUGCGCGACUUAAUACCGUGACUGACAGAAUGUUAUGUGCUGGAUUUACUACCGGUGGAAAUGAUUGGUGUAAAGGUGAUGUUGGUGGUCCUUUAGUAUAUGCUGGAAAGGUGAUUGGAUUAGCGUCCUGGGGUGCUAGUUGUGGUUCGGUUGGUAGCCCUGGAGUAUACACAAGAAUUGCAGCACUGAGGCAAUGGAUUUCUACCAACGCUGGGGUAUAAAUGGUUAUGAAUUUAUUAUACAGAAAUUUAGUAUUCUUUUUUAAUACUUGUGUAUACAUACUUGUACGUCUGAAUAAAGGAAUUUCUUAGCAUCGA
Cephus cinctus (wheat stem sawfly) is the source of this 890-nucleotide messenger RNA. Its product is annotated as trypsin-1. The transcript is spliced from 6 exons. The record is from RefSeq and is a predicted model, not a curated record. Gene Ontology annotation, biological process: proteolysis. Gene Ontology annotation, molecular function: serine-type endopeptidase activity. Bases 36 to 794 code for a protein of 252 amino acids. Lineage: Eukaryota; Metazoa; Arthropoda; Insecta; Hymenoptera; Cephidae.